CAUCACAUACAUUUGUUUUCGUCUGAAAUUUCUCACAACAAAGCGGAAGAUGUCUUCGAAUUCCGAAGCACCAGCGCAAAUAAACCACAGCCCAUCGACGGCUACCAAAAACAGCGGUACCGAUGACGAGCAACCGGAGGACAAACUCCCGGAACACUGGACAAAAAUUGCUUCCAAGAACCGGCCAGGUAAAUUCUACUAUUUCAACUCGAAAACCCGCGAAAGUUUGUGGCAACACCCGACCAAGACGAAGGCUCUAGCACGGGAGCAGGAUAUCAUACGGCAUGUUGCGAAAGGCGUCGGAAGUAGCCCCGCGAAGGAAAUCAAGGCUGAGUCGGAAAAGAAAGCUGACAAGAAGAUUAAACCAGUAGUGGGAUCGAAAAAAGUGGUGCACCUGAAGAAUGAUGCCAAAUUCAAGAAGAAAAAUUUGGCGAAGGAGCGGAUGGAGGGGAUUCAAAAGCAACUUGCACUCGAACGUGAGGCGAUGAUUGUAAAGGGUGGAAGUGGUACAGCGAAGCAGUUGAAAAAGGAAAGCCCUCAAAAGAAACAGGAGGGAAAGACAAUAUCCCCGAUAAAAUCUGUUAAAACUCCUUCCAAGGUAAAGAAAGCUGAGAAUCCUUCAACUAAAUCGCAGAAUUCAUCGGAUCUAACUCCUACGAAAGUCGAAGUUGGCGCCAAAGUUCGCUCGAAGGCUCGGACAAUCACGAAAAAGCCUCCACCAGCGACGGGAAUUAAGCGAAAAGAGGAACAUGUUGAAAAAGCAAAAAAUGAGUUUCCAAUUCUUUUGCCGAAGAAUAAAGAAUUGAGUAAGUUCAAGAUUCCGAAAAAGCCUGUGAAGGAGCUGGUUUCAUCUUCGCUUUUGAACAACAUUUCAAAGCAGGAGGUAAGACAAUUGACUGGCAAAGAAUCAAACACAAAUCAGAAUUCCACGAAAAUCGAAACCAGCAGUAUCGUAAACAAUAAAACUCACACGACGGAUGUUUUAGAGCAGAAACAAUCACCAAGUGGAAAAGACUCGGCAUCAACAUGUUUCGAGACUAGCGUGGAAGCGUUGGAUGUUUCGUUCUCUUCACCAAGAGCGGAAAUUGUAAUUUCUUCCAGAGUAUCAGAACAAGUCGAGUAUAAAUCACCUGCGAACGAUCGAUUGGCCCGAUUUCGCGAGGAGCUCCACCAGGAAGUAGCGCUGCAAUCUUCCCUAUUAGACGAAGACGCAGAAAUGACCGAUCUCAGUGAUUGUUCCGCCAACGUGUCUCAGUUGGGUAACGUCGAAGGAAUGGACUGGGAGGAUAUUCCCGAGGAAGUGGCCUUGAGUGAGGUGGUUAGCAUCCGACGUGCGCUCGGAUUCAAACUCGCUGCCAGCGACGACAACGAAAAUUAUCUGCAUGCAAGCAUUCCCGAGUACAAGACCCAUCUGUUCGAUCAGAUAAGCUUUCAGCGGUAUUUCUUCAUGGUGCUCGACACCAACAUCUUUCUGAGUAAUUCGAAAGGGGUGGAAGAUUUCCUUAGGAAAGGCUUUCCUCACAUUGGGCAGCCCAUCAUAAUCGUCCCGUACAUCGUGCUUCAGGAGUUGGAUCGGAUAAAACACCGCGAGCAGGGCCGACCACUGUCUCAGGCAGCGUCCCGUUCGAUUCGCUUCCUAAACGAGCAUCUCAAAACGCGUGAUCCACGCGUUAAAGGACAAUCCACAAUCGACGCGGCGAAUGCAAUCAUUCCGAUCGAAAACCCGGACGAUAACAUCAUCAAUUGUUGUCUCCAGGUGCAGCAGAUUAUUGCCAACAGUCCAACGGAGCUGAUGUUGCUCUCGAAUGAUGUCAACCUCAGGAAUAAGUCACUCGUCAACGGAGUGCAGGCGUUUUCGUUCAGCGAGUUGAGCACCGAAGCCGACCGGAUACGGUUCGCGAGCGACGAUCACAGAUGAUAUUGGCUGAAAAUGUCAAGCAAAACUUUUGUAAAGAACGGAGUAUUUUUAUAUCUGAAAUAUGAUCUCUUGUUAUAAUUGUUUGAA
This is a messenger RNA of Toxorhynchites rutilus septentrionalis, 2005 nucleotides long. RefSeq names its product transcriptional protein SWT1 (gene Swt1). Lineage: Eukaryota; Metazoa; Arthropoda; Insecta; Diptera; Culicidae. Gene Ontology annotation, cellular component: nucleus. The transcript has 3 exons. The record is from RefSeq and is a predicted model, not a curated record. Gene Ontology annotation, molecular function: protein binding. Bases 50 to 1918 code for a protein of 622 amino acids.